GGGUGGGGAGGCGGGCAAGAUGGCGCCCGGAGAGUGAGUCUCCCUGGAUUCCUCCAGCGGCUGUGGAGACUCCGGGGCGGGGGGUCGGCCCUUCAUCACCUCCCUUCCUCCUCUCCCCCGCCCCCGGAGGCUUCCUACUUCCCUUCCUCCCUCCACUUCGGGGGGCGGGCCAGGUUCGCAGGACACCAUGUCGGACUCUGAGGAGGAGAGCCAGGACCGGCAACUGAAAAUCGUCGUGCUGGGGGACGGCACCUCCGGGAAGACCUCCUUAGCUACGUGUUUUGCUCAAGAAACUUUUGGAAAACAGUACAAGCAAACUAUAGGACUGGACUUCUUUUUGAGAAGGAUAACAUUGCCAGGAAACUUGAAUGUUACUCUUCAACUUUGGGAUAUAGGAGGGCAGACAAUAGGAGGAAAGAUGUUGGAUAAAUAUAUCUAUGGAGCACAGGGAAUCCUCUUAGUAUAUGAUAUUACAAAUUAUCAAAGCUUUGAGAAUUUAGAAGAUUGGUAUACUGUGGUGAAGAAAGUGAGUGAAGAAUCAGAAACUCAGCCGCUGGUUGCUUUGGUGGGCAAUAAAAUUGAUUUGGAGCAUAUGCGAACAGUAAAACCUGAGAAACAUUUACGGUUUUGCCAGGAAAAUGGUUUUAGUAGCCACUUUGUCUCAGCCAAGACAGGAGACUCUGUCUUCCUGUGCUUCCAAAAAGUUGCUGCUGAAAUCCUUGGGAUAAAAUUAAACAAAGCAGAAAUAGAACAGUCACAGCAUAUUGUCAGGGCAGAAAUAGUGAAGUAUCCGGAAGAAGAUAAUCAACAUACCAGCUCUUCUCAGAGUAGAAUCUGUUCAGUACAAUAGUCAGAGGGUGGUGAAGGCAGAUAUUGUAAACUACAGCCAGGAUUCCAUGUCAAGAACUGUUCACCCACCCCGGAGCUCCAUGUGUGCAGUGCAGUGAGCGUGUUUUCCUCCUGGGUUGGAGCGCCGGCCACCCUGGGCCAUCUAGGAGCUUGUUUAUCAGUGACCAUCUCUGUAGUUCAGUUCCCACUCUCCUCCCCAUCGCUUCAUCACUAAGUGCUGCCUCUCAGCCACAGGCAGUGCCUUGACUGGAAGGAGUUCAACUUCGGGACCACACACUUUGAAAUCAAAACGGAAAGCCCACUCUGGAAUUGGACUGGUUCAUUGAAAGGAAUGAUGUUGGUUCCUUAUAUCCUCACUUCUUUUUUUUUUUUCCCCAACGUGAAAUUUUUUAACCAAAUGUGAAAACCGUCCAAGUCUUGAUCAUCAGCCAGAAUUUUGCCACAACACAGUUUCAUUCUCUUAUCUGAACUCACAUGUCAUAGUAUACUUCAGAGUGCAAAUAUUGAAACAAGUCACAUAUUUUACCUGCACUUACUUAAGAAGGCAUUCUUUUGCUAUCUGUUUUAAGUGAAAAUAUAUAAAGCUGUACCUAACUGAAAAUGCUUGAAAUAAGGCUGUAAUAGAAAUAUUUUUUCAUUUUUUAAAAAGGGGCCUAAAUUGUUUAUACUAUAGUUUGUAACUCACAAAGUAGUGAGUAUUUGAUAUUGUAUUUUUAUUACUGUAUCAUGGUCAUUAUGUAUUGUAUUAUGCUCAGCUUAGAUGGCUUUAUGAAUUUUAAUAAGUGUUCAGCUGAUGCUCCACAUGGAAUUUUCCCUACAAACUGUAUUAGAGUACUCCAGAAUGAGUUAUAACAUCCUGUUAGAUCAUUGUGGAUCAGACUGUACCUGAUGUUCAGAUGUUUUUCUCUCACAAAUAAAUUUAUUUAAAUUAAAUUUUUUAAAAAUUUC
This is a messenger RNA of Marmota monax (woodchuck), 1797 nucleotides long. It is a transcript of the gene Rab28, whose product is annotated as RAB28, member RAS oncogene family. Gene Ontology annotation, cellular component: endosome; Golgi apparatus. The coding region runs from base 188 to 850 and encodes 220 amino acids. The transcript is spliced from 8 exons. The record is from RefSeq and is a predicted model, not a curated record. NCBI's taxonomy places the organism in Eukaryota, Metazoa, Chordata, Mammalia, Rodentia, Sciuridae. Gene Ontology annotation, molecular function: GTP binding; GTPase activity.